Messenger RNA from Chrysochloris asiatica (Cape golden mole), 2118 nucleotides. RefSeq names its product component of oligomeric golgi complex 6 (gene COG6). The coding region runs from base 42 to 2015 and encodes 657 amino acids. The transcript is spliced from 19 exons. Gene Ontology annotation, biological process: intra-Golgi vesicle-mediated transport. Lineage: Eukaryota; Metazoa; Chordata; Mammalia; Afrosoricida; Chrysochloridae. The record is from RefSeq and is a predicted model, not a curated record. Gene Ontology annotation, cellular component: COG complex.
GCUGAAGUGGCUGCCCCCAGCGGUGGAUGACGUGGGGCACUAUGGCCGAGGGUAGCCCCGAAGUCGUCGCAGUAUCCGUGUCUGGGGCUGCCAAUAGCAUUAGCAAUGGGGCCGGCGGGACCUCGGUGCAGACUAGUAACCCGCUAUCGCGGAAGCUGCAUAAGAUUCUGGAGACGCGACUGGACAACGACAAGGAGAUGUUGGAAGCCCUCAGGGCACUUUCAGCGUUUUUUGUUGAAAAUAGUUUACGAACACGAAGAAAUUUGCGUGGAGACAUUGAACGUAGAAGUUUAGCCAUCAAUGAAGAAUUUGUAAACAUUUUCAAGGACGUGAAAGAGGAACUUGAAAGUAUAAACGAAGAUGUCCAAGCAAUGAGCAGCUGUUGUCAAGAUAUGACAAGUCGCCUACAGGCUGCGAAAGAACAGACUCAGGAUUUAAUAGUGAAAACCACUAAGCUUCAAGCUGAAAGUCAAAGAUUAGAAAUAAGAGCACAAGUUGCAGAUGCCUUCUUAUCCAAGUUCCAGCUGACACCUGAUGAAAUGAAUGUUCUCCGAGGCUUGAGAGAGGGACCUAUUACUGAGGAUUUCUUCAAAGCAUUGGGAAGAGUAAAACAGAUUCAUAAUGAUGUGAAAGUUCUCUUGCGCACAAACCAACAAACUGCAGGUUUAGAAAUUAUGGAACAGAUGGCCUUGCUUCAAGAAACAGCUUAUGAAAGACUUUACCGAUGGGCUCAAAGUGAAUGCAGAAUGUUGACACAGGAAUCAUGCGACAUAUCCCCAGUAUUAACUCAGGCAAUGGAAGCCCUGCAGGAUCGACCUGUCUUAUACAAGUAUACAUUGGAUGAAUUUGGAACAGCCAGAAGAAGUACAGUUGUUCGUGGAUUUAUAGAUGCUCUUACAAGAGGGGGCCCGGGAGGUACACCUAGACCCAUUGAAAUGCACUCCCAUGACCCUUUGAGGUAUGUUGGAGAUAUGUUGGCUUGGCUCCAUCAAGCUACUGCUUCUGAAAAGGAACAUCUAGAAGCUCUUUUAAAACAUGUAACUACACAAGGUAUUGAAGAAAAUAUUCAAGAAGUUGUUGGGCAUAUCACUGAGGGUGUGUGCAGGCCUCUGAAGGUUCGAAUUGAGCAAGUAAUAGUUGCUGAACCUGGGGCAGUGUUAUUAUACAAAAUUUCUAAUCUCCUGAAGUUUUAUCAUCAUACUAUUAGUGGCAUUGUUGGAAGUAGUGCAACCACCUUGCUGACUACCAUCGAAGAAAUGCAUUUGCUAAGCAAAAAAAUAUUCUUCAAUAGCUUGAGUCUUCAUGCAAGUAAAUUAAUGGACAAGGUUGAACUCCCUCCACCUGACCUUGGACCAAGUUCUGCACUAAAUCAGACGCUUUUGUUGUUGCGUGAAGUUUUGGCAUCUCAUGAUUCUUCAGUCGUGCCUUUAGAUGCUCGCCAAGCUGAUUUUGUGCAGGUUUUAUCCUGUGUCUUGGACCCUCUCCUUCAGAUGUGUACUGUGUCGGCCAGCAAUCUAGGCUCAGCUGACAUGGCUACUUUCAUGGUCAACUCUCUGUAUAUGAUGAAGACAACUUUAGCUUUGUUUGAAUUCACUGACAGACGUCUUGAGAUGCUACAAUUUCAGAUUGAAGCACAUUUGGACACACUUAUAAAUGAGCAAGCUUCUUAUGUUUUAACUAGAGCAGGCUUGAGUUAUAUCUAUAACACCAUACAACAACAUAAACCUGAACAGGGCUCUUUAGCAAAUUUGCCCAAUCUAGAUUCUGUGGCACUGAAGGCUGCAAUGGUUCAGUUUGAUCGGUACCUGGCAGCCCCAGACAAUCUGGUAAUGUCACAACUGAAUUUUCUCCUGAGCGCCACAGUGAAAGAGCAGAUCAUAAAGCAGUCUACAGAGUUAGUCUGCCGAGCCUACAGUGAAGUGUAUGCAGCUGUGAUGGAUCCAGUCAAUGACUACAAAGCUCCAGAGAGCAUUCUCCAUCGAUCGCCACAACAAGUGCAGAGCCUUCUCUCCUGAUGACUUUAUUUGAUGAUGUUAGCAAAAUAUUGUAUCCCUAAAACACUGAAGACUGUCUUGUUUGUAGGCUGUUAGUCUUUAAAUUUUGAUGGCUUAGAUUUUG